AUGAUACCUAAUACCGGCUUCGGCAUCUGUACUGCAGCAGACCAGCAAACGCAUCUGAGCGCACCGCUCUGUGCAAUACACAAUGUAGCAGAAGAUAUGGUUCGGUGCGGGCCUUCCGCACCGACUCCGGAUAAACAUAAUGUAGCAGAAGAUAUUAUCCGGUGCGGGCGUGGUGUGCCGAACCAGCAGCAUACAAAAUGUAGCGGAAGAUAUUCAGAAGAUAUUGAUCGCAGAAGAUAUUCAGAAGAUAUUAUUCUCUGCGGCCGUGGCCCUGCGGAAUACACAAAAUGUAGCAGAAGAUAUAUUCGGUGCGACGGUGGCCCUCUGAUACAUAAUGUAGUAGAAGAUAUAUUCGGUGCGGGCCUGGCCCUCCGGAAUAUACAUUAUGUAGCAGAAGAUAUUGACCGGUGUGGGCUUGGUGGUGGGCGGACACCAAGUUGA
This is a messenger RNA of Morchella sextelata, 441 nucleotides long. RefSeq lists its product as uncharacterized. The record is from RefSeq and is a predicted model, not a curated record. Lineage: Eukaryota; Fungi; Ascomycota; Pezizomycetes; Pezizales; Morchellaceae. The coding region runs from base 1 to 441 and encodes 146 amino acids. The transcript has 14 exons.